AUGCAAUUAGUAUCAUCAUUACUGUUGUCGUGCACAUUACUGACAUAUACACAGGUCUUAUCGAAAAUCGACUUAGAGCCGAUACCAAUAAUAAUCAACAAGCAUGCAUUAAACGUUACCCUCAACUGGUUGUGCAAUGUGGUGAACUAUCAAGAUGUUCAUAAACGGAUCAUUGUACUCGCAUUCGAUAAUGUCACUUAUGUGACACUCAAGCGUUCUUUCCCUAGUCUGCAUGUUCUCCAUUGGGAUCUACCUGUGUUGUAUGACCGAUUCUCUGCUGGCGAUUAUCGCUAUCAGUUGAUACAAGUGUUCCGAGCAAACUUAUGUGCUUAUCUGGCUGCGAAACGUCGUGAUUUUUGGAUUGCUCAACCGGACACAUACUGGCGAGAGAAUCUAUUCGAAGUUAUUGAUCCAUCGAAAUUUCUGAAGAACGAUGAGAAUUUGUUAUUCGAUCAAGAAGGUACAAAUGGGCUUUUGGCAGAUAUGAUUGCUGGUGGUUGCUUUUUCGUUCGAGGAAAUGAAAAGAUAAUGAGUAAUUGGCGUUGGCAUACGAGCGAUAAGAAGUUUGUCCCAACAUUUUUACAGUUCGACGGAGGAUAUUCAUCUGAAUCGAAAUUUCAACAAAUGCAAAGACUUGGUGCUGCGUUCGUCAAUCCAGAAACCAUUGGUGAGAAUCGUCAAGCCAAUUGCACAAGUAUUUCGGAAAUACCCGGAGAUGCCAUUCCCUUG
Anisakis simplex (herring worm) is the source of this 729-nucleotide messenger RNA. Lineage: Eukaryota; Metazoa; Nematoda; Chromadorea; Rhabditida; Anisakidae. The record is from the annotation of a GenBank genome assembly.